Tauraco erythrolophus (red-crested turaco) is the source of this 1332-nucleotide messenger RNA. Lineage: Eukaryota; Metazoa; Chordata; Aves; Musophagiformes; Musophagidae. The record is from RefSeq and is a predicted model, not a curated record.
AAGCUACGAACUGAUGUUGCAGUGGCUUUUCCUAACCUUAGUGCUGAACAAUUGGCUGAGUUUAUUCCAAACAAGGAAGAGCUUAAUGUCGUCAAAACAUACUCUCACAAAGGGGAGGCCGUCACUGUUUACAUGAAUAACAGGAACGCAAUGCUGUUUAAAAUUGAGAAAGCUCUGUAUCCAGCAGUGUACACGCUGUGGGUCUACCCAGAUCUUCUUCCAGCUUUUUCAAUGAAAAAGCUACAGAAACUAGCAGGAGGAGCAGAUCUGAUGCUGCCAGGAGUUGCAGUGCCAUCUUCUGGCUUUCCUCAAGUAGAGCGGGGCACGCUCUGCGCUGUCACCCUCUUGGGAAACAGAGCUCCGGUAGAAGUUGACGUUGCCACUAUGUCCAUUGCGGAGAUGCUGGAUGCUGGAAUGAAUGCUGUGUUGCAUACUUACAUGGAUCACCUCUGGCAAUAUGGUGACAAAUCUUAUCCUCCUACCUUAGCUCCCUCGGUAACAGAUUCUGCUGAAAAGGAGAGUGCUGAGGAUGAGGAAGAAACAGAGGGGAAAGAGCCUGUCAUCAGCUUCUCCACUGACCCAUUGCAGACGCAGCACAUGGACGUUGGUGAUUUGAGCCUGAAGGAUGAGGAACUCCAUGAGAACAGAGCUGCAGAAACAGCUGAAGAUGCCAACACAAAGGUUCAGCAGAUUGAAGACAGUAAGACUCCAUAAGAGCAAAUGGAUGCAUUAUUUAAUCCAUGCUUUUUUCAUGCCUUAAAAUGCAAAGUAAAGAAGUCUUACCUCCCUCUGCUCACCAGCACGUUUCUAUGCAGCCAUAUGUUCUCAUGCGGCCCUGCUGGACAACAACUGGACAUAAAGAAAUCAAGCUAUAAGAAGUUCUCUAAAUUCCUGCAAUGUAUGCAGCGCCAGAAGAUCUUGCAAGUGAAGGAGCUGAACAAAGGUGUGGAGAGCAUCAUGGAAGUGGACUGGAAACAUCCAGACAUUAAAGCAUUUGCAGUACCUGAAGGAUUUUCUUCAGCCUCUGCUGCCCAAGACAGCAAGAGUGAAGACAGAGGACAAGUAUACCAUGCUCCUGAAAUCAUUCUGCUUCAUGGAGUCUCAACAAAAAUGAUCCCACUCUUUCAGGAAUCUGAACACAGAAAAGGCAGCAUCCUCUCAAGCAGUGAGGUGAGAAACAUCAUCACUAACUAUUUGAAAACUAACGAGUUAGUUGAUGAAACAAACCAAAACCUUGUGAAGGUGGAUGUCAUUCUGUGCGACUGCCUGUUGGAUAAAUCGGAACAAGACGAAAUCUCAAACCUUAAAUGGGAUGACCUCUUGAGCAGGUGA